Molecule: messenger RNA, 1346 nt
Organism: Triticum dicoccoides
Lineage: Eukaryota; Viridiplantae; Streptophyta; Magnoliopsida; Poales; Poaceae
Product: very-long-chain 3-oxoacyl-CoA reductase 1-like
Exons: 4
Coding region: 81-1103 (340 amino acids)
Cellular component (GO): endoplasmic reticulum
Molecular function (GO): ketoreductase activity
Source: RefSeq, a predicted model, not a curated record
UCCCCGGCGCUCAGCAGACGCAGCGACAAGUCCGCGGCACGCGCGCGCGACCCGCCGGGGAAAGAGAGAGGGAGGUGGUGAUGGGCGGCGCCGACACCCUCCUCUGGCAGGAGCCAUGGUUCGUCUCCCUGGCCGUCCUCGGCGCACUGUACACAGCGGCUGUCGUGCUACGCCUCCUCUCACACCUCGCCCUCCUCCUGCGCCGGCCGAGGGACCUCCGCCGCCGCUACGGGGCGUGGGCCGUCGUGACCGGCCCCACGUCCGGCAUCGGCCAGUCCAUGGCCCUGGAGCUCGCGCGCUUGGGCCUCAACCUCGUCCUCGUCGGCCGCGACCCCGCCAAGCUCAAGGACAUCUCCGAGACCAUCUCCAAGACCCGCGCCGUGCAGACCAAGACCGUCGUCUUCGACCUCGCGCUCGUCGCCACCCCUCAAGGGGACGAGGCGGUGCGGCGGCUCCGGGAGGCCGUGGAGGGGCUGGACGUGGGGGUGCUGGUGAACAACGCCGGGGUGGCCAAGCCAUGCGCGCUGUACGUGCACGAGGUGGACGUGGAGGCGUGGGUCCGGAUGAUGCGGGUGAAUCUGUGGGCGCUGACGGAGGUGACGGCCGCCGUGCUGCCGGGGAUGGUGCAGCGGGGCAGGGGCGCCGUCGUCAACAUAGGCUCCGGGUCGUCGGAGGCCAUCCCUUCCUUCCCCCUCUACACCAUCUACGCCGCUUCCAAACGGUACGUUGCUCAGUUCUGCCGGAGCCUCUACGUGGAGUACAGAAGCAAAGGGAUCGAUGUGCAAUGCCAGGCCCCGCUGUUGGUGCAGACGAAGAUGACGUCGAUAGUCGCGGGGCCCGGCAAGCGACGCCGUUGCCUGCUGCAGCGGCUCCACGUGCCGACGUCGGAGGAGUACGCGCGCGCGGCGGCGCGCUGGAUCGGGCACGGCCCGCUCUGCAUGCCCAACCUGGGCCACCGGCUCCAGUGGCGCCUCUGCCGCGUCGUGCCGGACCGGCUCCUCGACGCGCAGCGCCUGCGCGAGAACCUGCGGCAGAGGGCCGUCUUCCAGCGGCUCCGGUCGCCGAGGGCGCCGUCCCACGCCAACGGCGGCGAGCAGAGCUAGCUUGGCCCAGGCUGCGCGCCUGCAUACUUUGUGUUGGUGCAUACUUUGGGUGGUAGUACUGUGUAUGAUUUGACAUGUACUAUCUGUGAGCCGCGGUUUGGUUGAAGUCGCCGUUGAUGCGCGCGCAGCUGAUGCCUACCUGUAUCCACUUUUCUGUUGACUGCAAUGUCCUUGAAUUAAACGGUUCCUGGCCAGAUACUUUACGUCAAUGCCAAGCAAAUCGACUUCUUACCAGGGAUCCAA